Peromyscus maniculatus bairdii (prairie deer mouse) is the source of this 1456-nucleotide messenger RNA. It is a transcript of the gene Tssk1b, whose product is annotated as testis specific serine kinase 1B. Gene Ontology annotation, cellular component: cytoplasm. Lineage: Eukaryota; Metazoa; Chordata; Mammalia; Rodentia; Cricetidae. The record is from RefSeq and is a predicted model, not a curated record. Gene Ontology annotation, biological process: microtubule cytoskeleton organization; intracellular signal transduction; protein phosphorylation. Gene Ontology annotation, molecular function: ATP binding; tau-protein kinase activity.
UGCUAGACUCUUGGCCUCUUAGGAGGCAGGGACAGCGGGCCUGGCCAGCUCAGAGGACUCUCUGUCCACAGUGUAAAUGAGGACGCUGCUGGCCCAUGUCUGGCAGGGAUGUAGAGGGCAGCCUCAGAGGCACUGGGCACUCCCGGCACCAUGGAUGACGCUGCCGUCCUCAAGCGACGAGGCUACAUCAUGGGGAUAAACUUGGGAGAGGGCUCAUAUGCCAAAGUCAAAUCCGCUUACUCUGAGCGCCUAAAGUUCAACGUGGCGGUCAAGAUCAUCGAUCGCAAGAAAGCCCCCACGGACUUCCUGGAGAAAUUCCUUCCUCGGGAGAUUGAGAUCCUGGCCAUGCUAAACCACCGCUCCAUUGUCAAGACCUAUGAGAUCUUUGAGACAUCAGAUGGCAAGGUCUACAUUGUCAUGGAGCUUGGGGUCCAGGGCGACCUCCUCGAGUUCAUCAAGACCAGGGGAGCCCUGCAAGAGGACGAUGCUCGUAAGAAAUUCCACCAGCUCUCCUCGGCCAUCAAGUACUGCCAUGAUCUGGACGUUGUCCACCGAGACCUCAAGUGCGAGAACCUUCUGCUUGACAAGGACUUCAACAUCAAGCUGUCUGACUUCGGCUUCUCCAAGCGCUGCCUGCGGGACGAUAGUGGUCGACUGACAUUAAGCAAGACCUUCUGUGGGUCAGCGGCUUAUGCGGCCCCCGAGGUUCUGCAGGGCAUCCCCUACCAGCCCAAGGUGUAUGACAUCUGGAGCCUGGGUGUGAUCCUCUACAUCAUGGUCUGUGGCUCCAUGCCCUAUGACGACUCCAACAUCAAAAAGAUGCUACGCAUCCAGAAAGAGCACCGCGUCAACUUUCCACGCUCCAAACACCUGACUGGUGAGUGCAAGGACCUCAUCUACCGAAUGUUACAGCCAGAUGUCAACCGGCGGCUGCACAUUGAUGAGAUCCUCAGCCACUGCUGGGUGCAGCCCAAGGCACGAGGUCUGUCCUCUGCAGCCAUCAACAAAGAGGGAGAAAGCUCCCGGGCCACUGAGCCCCCAUGGACCCCUGAACCCACUGGUGCCGAUAAGAAGUCUGCCACCAAGUUGGAGCCUAGGGAAGAGGCACGGCCCGAGGCCCAACCUGAGACAAAACUCCAGGAAGAUGUUGUGCAAGUGGCCAAGCAGUCAGAGACCCUGGGCCUUAACACUGAACUGAACAGGGAGACAGAGGAAGGGCACCCCCAACAGCCUCCAGAGACACAUACCUAGUGAGCCUCUUGCAGCCCAGGGGGCCAGCAGGGAAUGAGGCAGAGCUCAUGGCUUGAAGCCUGAGCCUAGAAGUCAAGGGACGAGAGAGAGAAGGAAGACAGUCCCGGAUGAGCUGCUAUUUUCGUCACUUUCUUCUCCCGCCUUUGAACUUGGUAACUCAACAUGGCUAAAGAAGCAAUAAAUCACUAUAUUGGUGCAGACCCUG